Molecule: messenger RNA, 4202 nt
Organism: Manis pentadactyla (Chinese pangolin)
Lineage: Eukaryota; Metazoa; Chordata; Mammalia; Pholidota; Manidae
Gene: GALNT15
Product: polypeptide N-acetylgalactosaminyltransferase 15
Exons: 10
Coding region: 491-2392 (633 amino acids)
Cellular component (GO): Golgi apparatus
Source: RefSeq, a predicted model, not a curated record
GACCUGACUUGGAACAUCCAAAGGAGGACGGCUGUCAGCUCUGCUGGACGGAGGACCCACUGGCCCCCCCAGACAUCGCAUAGCAACUGACCAGUCAUGCGUGGGUGGGGGGACGGAACACACGGGACUAAGCACCUGAGCAGAAUGGAAUCGUUAUUUUUUCCCAAGGAGAAAAAGGGGGCAAAAGGAGCAAACACUUGAAUUUGAAGUGCUUGUGGAUGGGCGUUCAGAAGGUCAUUAAAGAAUCCCUCCUCCCCCAGGGGGACCUGGUGGGACUUGGGACCUCUGGCUUUCUGACUAUAAGUGGAAGCUGGUCUUACGCACGCUGUUGUCAAAUGUCAGAUGGAAAAAAAGGAGCAGCUUGAGUGACUAGCAAAAUACUUGCAGGUGGAGGCAGGAGCCCAGGUUCUGCUGCAGGUGUGUUGGAACCUAGAGCAGGAGGAGGAAGCCAACCUGAGCAUGACUCGGCCCUUCGGGCGAGUUCGGCGACAUGCUCCUGAGGAAGCGAUGCAGGCGUGGACCUCGCAGGCUGCAGCUCCUGCUGCUGCUCCUGAUGCUGGGAUGCCUGCUGCUGACCGUGACCGUGCUGCACACUCCCCCGCAGGCUCCGCUCCAGGCAGGCACAGACCCGGCCGCCAGGCACCGCCUGGAGGCAGGGUUCCGUCUGGACUUCGGGGAAUCCCAGGAAUGGGUGUUGGAGGCUGAGGGCCAAGAGUACGGCCCCCUGGAGGACCUGCCCCCCUUUCUCUCGCUGCGGGAGGACCAGCUCCUGGUGGCCAUGGUCUCACCCUGGACCAGGAGGAACCACAGCCAGGGCAAGAGAGGUGGCAGCUACCGGUUCGCCAAGCAGCCGAGCGGGAGUCAGGACAAGGAGGCUCCAGUGAGAGACUGGGGGACCGAGGAGGCCAGCGAGGUGUCUGAAAAGGAGGAGCUGACCUCGCACGGCCUGGAGGAGGCACUCAGUGCCCGCAUCCCCCUGCAGAGGGCGCUGCCCGAAGUCCGGCACCCGCUGUGUGUCCAGCAGCAGCCCCAGGGCAGUUUGCCCACUGCCAGCAUCAUCCUCUGUUUCCAUGACGAGGCCUGGUCCACCCUCCUGAGAACAGUGCACAGCAUCCUUGACACAGUGCCCAGGGCCUUCCUGAAGGAGAUCAUCCUGGUGGAUGACCUCAGCCGGCCAGGACAACUCAAGUCUGCACUCAGUGAAUACGUGGCCAAGCUGGAGGGGGUGAAGCUGCUCAGGAGCAACAAGAGACUGGGGGCCAUCCGGGCCCGGAUGCUGGGGGCCACCAGGGCCACUGGGGAUGUGUUGGUCUUCAUGGACUCCCACUGCGAGUGCCACUCAGGCUGGCUGGAGCCCCUCCUCAGCAGAAUAGCUGAUGACAGGAGCCGGGUGGUGUCUCCAGUCAUAGACGUGAUCGACUGGAAGACUUUUCAGUAUUACCCCUCCAGGGAUUUGCAGCGUGGAGUGCUAGACUGGAAGCUGGAUUUCCACUGGGCGCCUUUGCCUGAGGGUGAAAGGAAGGCUCUCCAGUCCCCCAUCAAGCCCAUCAGGAGCCCUGUGGUGCCCAGCGGGGUUGUGGCCAUGGACAGACAUUACUUCCAAAACACUGGGGCGUAUGACCCCCUCAUGUUACUGCAAGGUGGUGAAAACCUCGAACUGUCUCUCAAGGCCUGGCUCUGUGGUGGCUCUGUUGAAAUCCUUCCUUGCUCGCGGGUGGGGCAUAUCUACCGAAAUCCAGGUGGCAGCUCCCCCCUUGACCAGGAGGCUGCCCUGCGGAACAAGGUUCGCAUUGCUGAGGCCUGGCUGGGCUCGUUCAAAGAUACCUUCUACAGGCACAAUCCAGAGGCCCUGUCCUUGAGCAAGGCAGAGAAGCCAGACUGCACAGAACGCCUGCAGCUGCAGAGGAGGCUGGGGUGUCGGAUGUUCUCCUGGUUUCUGGCUCACAUCUACCCUGAGCUGUACCCAUCUGAAGGCAGGCCCAGGUUCUCCGGAAAGCUCCACAACACUGGACUCGGCCUCUGCGCAGACUGCCAGGCAGCAGGGGACAUCCUGGGCUGUGCCGUGACGCUGGCUCCGUGCAACGAUAGUCAGCAGCAGCAGCAUCUGGAGCACACCGGCAGGCAGGGCAUCCACUUCAGCAGCCCACAGCACCUGUGCUUCGACGUCAGGCAAGAGCAGGUGAUUCUGCAGCCCUGCACCGGGGAAGGCCCCGGCAUCCACCAGCAGCUCUGGGACUUCCAGGAGAAUGGAAUGAUUGUCCACAUUCUUUCUGGGAAAUGCAUGGAAGCUGUGGAGCAGGAAAACAGAAGAGAUUUGUACUUGCACCAGUGUGAUGGGAAAGCCAGCCAGCUGUGGCGAUUCGACAAGGUCCAUGCUGUGGCAGACCGGUGAAUGCAGCGUUGACGGAAAAGAGCGGGUUAGGCAUCACUGCUCAAUCCCAAGUGAACUAAAAGAGCACACAUACUUCACAAAGCUGACCCUCUCGCAUCUGUGCUCCUGGUGAGAGUAGAGAAGAAAGCUCCAUGAAUGAGUAUAGAAAGCCUUUCCUUGUACCUUCUUUCAUUGACUGCAGGCUGUUUUAUAAAAAGAAAAAGAAAAGGAAAUGGAUGCAUUGUCUCAUUGCCUUCAUCACUGGAAGGUGAUCAUUGCAUGGUACAGAGAAUUCUUUGCUGUUUUUUUCCCAUUGAUCACUGUAUGACUACUUUUAUCUUCGACAAAUAAGAGAGGCCUGGACAUUCUCUGGCAACACCUCCAGGAUACAUUGACCUAAUCAAUCAAUUUGUUUCAAAGCCCUACCUUGGAUCAUCAUGAAUUAAAGUGUGAAGAGGGUGUAAUGGCAAGACAACCCCAAAACUUUGGAUUAAGCUUAUUAGGAAAAAUUUCAUGUUCAGUAGUUGAGUCAUAGCUCAGAAGAAGGAAGGGAAGCUACUGAAAGAAGAUCAUGUUGGAGAGAAGAUGGAAGGGAGCUUUGGCCCAAUUCUCCAGCUCAGCCCAGCAGCUGAAAAGAGACAGACUGGAAUAAGACAUUUUCCUGUUAUGAGAAUUUCCUCAGUACUUUCUAUCUCCAUUCAUCCUGCUUCAGCCUUUCUGUAAGUUGGUUAAUCCCAAUCAAAAUCUCACUUAAUAUAUUUCUCUUCAGUUGCUGAUGUUGGAAGGGUCACUCACUCAGCAUUUUCAUUAACAAAAGUAUAUACUGUUGAGAAACUGUCCUGAUGUCCUGCUACAGGGUUUGCAUUGACCAGAUCAGAAAUAACAACCUUUGCAAAGAGGCAAACCUCCCUGGAAUGGAAAUGCCAGAGUUUAAGCCAAAAUUCAUGAGAGGAACCAGAGUUGGGUGUUAAUGCCUACAAGGGCUGGCAUGGCCAUCUCUGAGCCUGUAGGACCCCUAAAUGUGCCCACAGGCUGAAUGUCCACCCCUUAGAGGAGAACACACUUCCACUAGAGCAGAAUCAAUACAAGCAAGAGCUCAAUGGCUCUCCUUGAGGACCUGGACUACCUAGCUCAGCCAUAAGAGCUGUUGAGUGGAGUUGGUUCAGGCAUUGAGAAGACACCAUUCAUGCCCAUUUCUCUCCAGGUGGAGUUCACUCUCCACAUGGCCUCCUCCCCUCAAAGAUGUUGUCUCAGAAUACAGUGUUUUUCAAAUGAGAAGCACUAGGCAGGCAGUGAGGGUUUCCAGACAAUGCCUGUCAUAAUUAGAUAUUCCUUCUCCACCUGCUUACAUCAACGACCCACCACAUUUCCCCUUCCUCAGAAUAUACUCUAGGCCUGUGCUGUCUAAUAUAGUAGCUACUAGUCACAUUUAAAUGUGGCUAUUUAAAUGCAAAUUUAUUAAAGAUUAUUUAAAAUUCAGUUCUUCAGCUGUAUUGGUCACACUUUGAGUGCUCAGUACCCACAUGUGGCUGGUGGUACAUAUUGGGCAGCACAGAUACAGACCAUUAAAUCACUGCAGACAGUUCUGGACAGUGUUGGUCUAGGUAGAUUCAUCAUCCCACUGAGAGAAAAGAUCUUAGCCACUGUCUUCUUCCUUCAGACAUAUCUAUAUUUAAAACAAAUGCCCCUAACAUCCUGAGGCUGAGAUGGAGCUAAAACUUCUCAGAUGGCAACCUUGUAAAAGGUGUUAUUAAUGGUUGAAAAAUAAAAAUUAAACAGAACCUCUAUUUUUUUUUAAUGAACUUUAUUUUUUACAUUUUGGGUCUUUGAA